Molecule: messenger RNA, 6104 nt
Organism: Lampris incognitus (smalleye Pacific opah)
Lineage: Eukaryota; Metazoa; Chordata; Actinopteri; Lampriformes; Lampridae
Gene: bnc2
Product: basonuclin 2
Exons: 5
Coding region: 121-3747 (1208 amino acids)
Biological process (GO): regulation of DNA-templated transcription
Cellular component (GO): nucleus
Source: RefSeq, a predicted model, not a curated record
CACAAAGUCCCUGACUGACCGAGAUUGAAUUAUACUAAUGGAAACUUUAGUUUUUCCUCGGAGUAUGCUAUCUAAAGAGGGAGCACCACUUGAGAGUGAAUCCGGACCAACCCUCUAAUUAUGCUGGCUAAGGCCAUUCGCUGCACCCUGGUGAACUGCACGUGUGAGUGUUUCCAGCCAGGCAAGAUUCACCUGCGAACAUGUGACCAGUGUAAACAUGGCUGGGUGGCUCACGCUCUGGACAAGCUGAGCACCCAGCACCUAUAUCACCCGACCCAGGUUGAGAUUGUUCAGUCCAACGUGGUGUUCGACAUCAGCAGUCUGAUGCUGUAUGGGACCCAGGCCGUCCCUGUCAGGCUCAAAAUCCUUCUGGACCGCCUGUUCAGUGUGCUCAAACAAGAAGAGGUGCUGCACAUCCUGCACGGCCUGGGCUGGACCCUCCGAGACUACGUCAGGGGCUACAUACUGCAGGAUGCUGCAGGCAAGGUGCUGGACCGCUGGACCAUCAUGUCUCGAGAAGAGGAGAUCAUCACCCUGCAGCAGUUCCUGCGCUUCGGUGAGACCAAAUCCAUAGUGGAGCUAAUGGCCAUUCAGGAGAAAGAAGGUCAGGCGGUUACAGUUCCUUCUUCCAAGACAGACUCCGGGAUAAGGACAUUCAUUGAGAGUAACAAUCGGACCCGCAGCCCAGGGCUUCUGACACAUCUGGAAAACAGUAGCCCCUCUAGCAUCCACCACUUUGAGAACAUCCCAAACAGCUUAGCCUUCCUGCUGCCCUUCCAGUAUAUCAACCCUGUCUCUGCCCCCAUGCUGGGCCUGCCUCCCAAUGGCCUCUCUAUGGAGCAGUCUGCCCUCCGGCUUCGUGAACCCAGCCUGCCCAACCAAAGUGAGCAGGUGGAGACCAGUGAGUCUGAAGUGUCUCUGUCUCCGUUCCGUACCGGCCAGAGCCCCAGUCGUGGAGUCUUGGGAGCCAUGAACAACAAUAUUGAACCCAAGACAGAGCCCAACAACCGUGCAUCACCAAUUUCACCAACCCCUUCCACUCACCAGGCUCAGCAACAGCAGCAACAGCAGACACAGCUCCAGCAGCAGCAGCAACAGCAGCAGCAACAGCAGCAAGGCCAGCAGCCGCCUCAGAAUCAACCACAGCAGCCCAGCCAUCUGAAUGACCAUCAGGUUCACCAUCAUUUUGUGAAAAAUGAGCAAUCCAAGACCAUCACCCACUCCUCCUUUUCCUCCAAGAUGCAUCGCAUGCGCCGCAUGGGUGCUACCUCACGUAAGGGCCGUGUGUGUUGCAACUCUUGCGGCAAGACCUUUUAUGACAAAGGUACUCUGAAGAUCCACUACAAUGCUGUGCACCUGAAGAUUAAACACCGAUGCACCAUUGAGGGCUGCAACAUGGUCUUCAGCUCCCUGCGCAGCCGGAACCGCCACAGUGCCAACCCCAAUCCACGUCUGCACAUGCCUAUGUUACGCAACAACCGAGACAAAGACCUCAUUCGUGCAAAUUCAACCACCGGUACACCUGUCAUCUCCAGCACUAAGAGUUGUGGCUUUGCCCUCACCAGCCCUGGAAGGCCACCUCUAGGCUUCACCACCCCACCCCUGGAUCCUAUGCUUCAGUCACCUCUGCAGAGCCCACUAGUAUUCCCUUCCUUGAAGUCAGUGCAGCCAGUACAGCCAGUGCCCCCAUUCUACCGUACACUACUAUCCCCUGCAGAUCUAGUCAGUCCUCCUGUAUCACUGCCUACCAGCCCUAUCCUGCCCACCACCACCAACAGCACUUCUUUGAUGGACCAGCAGCAGCAGAUCCUGGCUGCUGCAGCUGCAGCCUCCCACAAUAACAAUAAUCCUCAUAUGUCAGAGGCUGGGCACAUGUCUCAUCGACUGCCCACCCCUAGUGCAAAUCAGGACCUCAUCACUGGCACCAGUGACCCCACGCCCAAGAAGAAGCCUCGCAAAUCCAGCAUGCCAGUGAAGAUUGAAAAGGAGGUGAUUGAUGUGGCAGAUGAGUAUGAGGACAAAGAUGAGGACGACGAUGACAUCCAUCAUCACCACCACCACCACCACCACCACCACCACCCAGCAUCCCUCCUUCACAACAAUGUCAAAAUAAACGGAAAUUGUAACAGCAACAACAACAACAGCAGUGGUAGUGGGAACCACAGUGGUGGUAGUGGACACCAAUCACCCUCACAGGAUGAGAUGAGCCCCAGCCUGGCCCUGAGAGGCAUGAUGAGGCACAGCGAAGAUGAGUGCCGAGAAGGGACUGGCAGUGAAAGCAGGAGCGGUAAUGAUCUUCGAGGUUCCAAUGAGCUCCGCUGCAUGGACAGCUUCACCUCUGAGGAUCAGGAUCAUGAAAGAGACUUUGAGAAUGAGUCUGAAACCUCUGACUCCAAGAUGUUCUACCGUGAUGAGAUGAUGGAGGUAGAAGAUCAGCAGAAACAUGGCAGGAGUGGAAGUGGUCUAGGCAAGGAGCAAGAGGAGGAGACCAGUGAUGAAGCCCACUUGAAGAAAGAGAUGGAGGAUAAGAAUAACUCUUCACCCUCGUCUCACCAGCUCCCCAUCAAAAUCAAGGAGGAACUCAAUGACCCUACCUAUGACAUGUUCUGCAUGAGCCAGUAUGGCCUCUACAAUGGAGGCAUGGCAGCAGCAGCUGCUGCCGCAGCAAGCAUGGCUGCUCUGCAUGAAAGCUUCAUCUCUUCAAUGGGCUAUGGCGCCAGCCCUCCUAAGUUCCCGUCCUCACAAUCACCAGAGGGAGAUUUGUGCUCAAGUCCUGACCCCAAGAUCUGCUAUGUGUGUAAGAAGAGCUUCAAGAGCUCCUACAGCGUCAAACUGCACUACAAGAAUGUGCACCUCAAAGAGAUGCAUGUGUGCACCGUGGCAGGCUGCAAUGCUGCUUUCCCUUCCCGACGGAGCCGAGACAGGCACAGUUCCAACAUCAACCUGCACCGUAAACUGCUGACCAAAGAGCUGGACGACAUCGUCCUGGACCCCCAUCUCACGCCGCUGCCCAAGGACCUGCGAGCUGAGUUCCUGACCAAGAUCUAUGCUGGGCACCACUUAAGCAUGGACGCUAUGAGUGGUGUUGGCAUUGGCGGCCCAAGCCUAAGGAACAUUGGGCUUAACUGCGAUUCCAGCUCCCCUGCAAGUAUUGAGUCUCCCCAACACCUGCUUAAUCACCAAAACCUCAUAAACCAACAUACCAAUGGCUUUUACAGGAGCCAGCCAGAUGAUUACAUGGUGUUGGACCUCAGCACAACAUCCAGUGUUCAAUCCAGCGGCAGUAUCCACUCCUCACAUGAGUCGGAUGAGGGCAGCGAUGAGGGCAUCCUACUGGAUGACCUAGAGGAGGAAGGAGGAGAGGAUGAGGAGGGCAACAGUGAAGGGGAGGACUAUUCCCAGAAUGCCAGGGGGCAGGCUGAAGGGGGGCAUCGGGAUGUGACUGGAGAGCUAAAAAAAGGAGAGGGGCGAGAUGAGGAAAUGGAACCUUCCUCCUCACCAAUUCUCCUCUCGUCCACUGGGGGCAGUAAUGGCGGUGGCAGUGGGAUCCUCUGUAAUAUCUGCCACAAAAUGUACAGCAACAAAGGGACCCUGCGUGUGCACUACAAGACUGUGCACUUGCGCGAGAUGCACAAGUGCAAAAUCCCGGGCUGCAACAUGGUGUUCAGCUCCGUGCGCAGUCGUAACCGGCACUCUCAGAACCCCAAUCUCCAUAAAAAUAUGCCCUUCUCCACUAUAAUAGACUAACAAAUUACCUGUUUCUCUACCCUCCUGUCAGUCUGCCCACUCCUCCUUUCCUUCUCACCCUUAACCUCCUCCUCAACUCUGUCAUUCAUCCCACUUCUGGGCCCUCAUACAAAAGGUAAAUAAAUGCCUGUAUGGCUCCCACCCAUCCUCUGUAAGUCACACUCCCACAUUUGUGUCCCUUUGAUCAACUUCAUUGACGAUAAAACACAAGUAAUCAUUGUGACCUUUGACAUUUCCUUCUUUGGAAGAAUAGGAUGAGACACUUAAGCGUGGAGUUUGCGCUAUUCGAGAACAACUCCAACCAUUUCAACAUAAGCCCCGCCCCCUUUUCUUUUAAAGCGCUCCCCACUUUGUUUUAAGUCGGUCUCCAAAGAAUCUAUUCAAACUCUUAUUUGUGACUUUGCCUGCAGAAACGAUAGUAUUAAAAAAGAAAGUCUUCUCGUUGUAUUUGUGUAAUGAUAGCUUUUAAAGGAACCCCUUUCAACAGCAUGAAAGCUUUGUUUGUAAAUAAUGUCUUAAGAGGAUUUUGGUGUAAAACAGUUGUAUUGAUGGUUGUUUGCUUCUUUUUUUCCUCUCUCUUAAUGGUUUUUAUGUUACAGUACAGUACAAUACUUCCAGCUAUAGGCAAGAAAGAGGUAGCAACUUACUAGCUUGACUCAUUUAUGUUCGCUUCAAAGACACGUUUUAAACUGAGAACUCUGAAAAAAAAGGAAUAUCAUGUGACUUGUUUUAUCUACUUAUUAGAUAUUCAGAGGUUGCCGGCAUGCUUUUUUAGGCUUCUACACUGAUAUCAUCCUCUGUUCUUCUAUUGAUUUGUUUUGGUUCUGUCUUUCAUGUUUAUUAGCUUUAGUAUACCAAUUCAGUUUUUUGCACUUUGCAUCUAUACAAGGGGAUGUGUAAUAUUAUUAUAAUGAGGACUUUUGCAAUGGUGAGUUUUGGUGUUGUUUGGGGUCAUUGAUGGCUACAGUGCCAAGGGAAAUGACACUACCUUCAGCAUCAUUGUGCCAGUUUAUUUUUUGCACAUGCUAAAUUCAAAACGCUAUCUCACAAUGAAAAAAAAGGCUCCCCUGAAUGAAACCCAACAUCUUAACCCACAGAUCAAAGUCUUUUUUUUGUUUUUGUUUUUUUUUGGGUCAAAUCAGAUCUGAUGUGCAACCAAACAUGAACUGCUGUUUUACGCAGAUGAUAUAAGUAUUGAAGAUUGUCUCUCCCCGCCCCCCCCUCUUUUGUUUAAGGAAUAAUUUGUGCAAAGACAGUAUGAUUUGCCAGUUAUUACAAUAAUGAGUUUGGAGGUUUGGUAGAGUACUCUCUACUGCAUGUACGUUUUGGUGACGUGGUCACAGGACAUUAUCAUUGCUAGAGCUGGUGCCUGUUCACCAAUAAGAGUCAGAAAUGAGUUUCCUAAUGAAACACCACUGUCAUGAAAAAAUUAAAAAAGAAACUGAGAAAAGAGAGAGAAAAUAGUCCUUCAACUGUGACCAAAACAAAAAAGUGUUUGCUUAAUUAAAACUUUUUUUUUAAGUUUAACAUUUUACUUACUGUAAUAAUACCCCAUUGAAGUGAUACGAUGCACUUGAGUCUUAAAUCUUUUUGCUGUGAUAUUUGAGGUAUGGGUUUUCAUUGCUUAGUGUCAACUACAAACGUGCUCUGUGAAAGAUAAUACUGUUUUCCUGGCUGUCGGUUGGAGCCGUUUUAAAUUGUCCAGGACUAUCACGGUACAAGUAUUUCCAAGAACUGGGCAAAGUAGCCAGGGGUAAGGGGUAUUUAUUGGUGGGUGAUGUAAUCUUCAUACAGAUGUUGUUGUCCAGUGCGACAAAACCUUUUGUAAAAAAAAAAAAAAAAAAGAAAAGAAAAAGAAAGAAAAUAGAGCUUGUUCCUCAUUUUGACUUGUUUAUCAAUGUGUUAGCAAUGUCCUGUGUUACUUUACAAGGAAAGCUCCUCUUUCAUGGCUGGUGCUUCUGACGGAGGAAAACGUAUGCAGUGUUAUGUAAUAUGCUGUACAGUAUUCAAAAGCGCUUACAUCAAUUGACAGUGUUGAAUUCCAUUUGUCUUAUUACUUCAACCCAUUUGGCUGUAUGGACAUGGCUUACGCCGGUGCAACUCUGAGACUUUCUCAUCCAUCUUUUUUAAGACUCCACCUACACGACACAUACAGUUUUCAAACCCCUCGUUUCAUGAGAUCGAGAAAGUGUGUGUGUGAGAGAGUGAGAGAGAGAGGGAGAGAGAGAGAGAGGGGGCGCUGAGGCUGAUGGAAAGGUUGUGGAGGUGGAAGGCUGACUAGGGAGGAAAGGAUGACAGCAAGGAUCAUUAAAAAUGUGCUGCUUCUCCGUUACCUGGAGGCGUCCCUGCCAUUCCAG